Messenger RNA from Osmerus eperlanus (European smelt), 4626 nucleotides. It is a transcript of the gene pcdh18b, whose product is annotated as protocadherin 18b. Gene Ontology annotation, cellular component: plasma membrane. The record is from RefSeq and is a predicted model, not a curated record. NCBI's taxonomy places the organism in Eukaryota, Metazoa, Chordata, Actinopteri, Osmeriformes, Osmeridae. Gene Ontology annotation, biological process: homophilic cell-cell adhesion. Gene Ontology annotation, molecular function: calcium ion binding. Bases 367 to 4053 code for a protein of 1228 amino acids. The transcript is spliced from 4 exons.
CGGUAGGAGCGCGCGACAGAGCAGGGUGCACAGCAACAGAAGCGGAGCUGCGCCUUUUCUCGCUCAGAUUUCCACAGACACACACUCACACACACACGGACGACGCUCGUGGAUGUAUGCAACAGAUCCGUCUCCGACAACAAAACAGCAUUGAACAGAAGGUUUUUUCCCUGCUUUACUGGAGCAAGAAAGAGAAUUAUCUGGCAUUUCAUCUUGGUUUGUGAUAUUUUGAUCAUCUGUUUGAUCACUCGACUUCUCGCCAACGGUGACUUGUUAGGAUGAUUUAACAUGACAGACUUUUAAGAAGCCAUCUCUUUUCCUUUUACCCUAGUCAGUGGAAGAAUAGCCCCACUCCGGGUGCUAAAGAUGGGGGCGAAAAUGAACACAACCAAAGGGAAUAUAUUUUCCACCGCACUAUUGAAACUUAUAUUUUUGGUUGCCUUCAUGCACGGUGCAUCUGGGAAGACUUUGAAAUACAAAGUUUACGAGGAGCAGAAAGUGGGAACAGUAAUUGCAAGGCUUAAAGAAGACGUAGCGGGUGUUUUGUCUAAGUUACCGAGUUCAUUGUCCUUUCGGUUCCGUGCUAUGCAACGGGGGAGUACACCGUUUCUGUCGGUUCGGGAGGAGGACGGUGAGAUCACCAUUGGCACCAAGAUUGACCGAGAAAAGCUUUGUGAGAAAAACCUAAACUGCUCUAUCGAAUUCGAUGUUGUUACUCUUCCCACCGAAUACCUUCAGCUUUUCCACGUUGAAGUAGAGGUCUUGGACAUCAACGAUAACUCCCCACAGUUCUCCCGUGCCAUUAUCCCCAUUGACAUUUCUGAGAGCGCGGCCGUGGGCACGCGCACCCCGUUGGACAGUGCUACGGACCCAGACGUGGGAGAAAACUCCCUUCAUACGUACUCUCUGACCCCUAAUAACUUUUUCAAAAUUGAAGUAAGAACUAGAACGGAUGGUGCCAAAUACGCAGAGCUCGUGGUCAUGAGAGAAUUGGACCGUGAGUUGCAGUCCAACUACCAGCUCCAGCUUACGGCCUCAGACAACGGUAUCCCCCCGAAGUCGGGCUCCACUCUACUGAAGAUAACCAUAUCCGACUCCAAUGACAACAGCCCUGCGUUUGAUGAGCAGGCAUAUGUUAUUGAUCUUCUGGAAAACUCUCCACUGGGGACCCUGAUAAUUGACUUGAACGCGACAGAUCCGGAUGAAGGCACAAACGGUAAAAUCGUUUAUUCUUUUAGCAGCCACGUCUCUCCCAAAAUACUGGAAACAUUUAAAAUUAACCCAGAAAAUGGCCACAUCACUCUAAUUAAAAAGGUAGACUAUGAAAGCACGUCAUCUUAUGAGCUGGAUGUGCAAGCUCAAGAUCUGGGUCCUAACUCUAUCCCAGGACUUUGUAAAAUCGUCAUCAAAGUGGUGGACGUGAACGACAACAAACCCGAGAUUAACAUCAACCUGAUGACUCCCGGUAAAGAGGAGGUGGCCUACAUUUCGGAGGGCGCACCGGUGGACACAUUCAUAGCGCUGGUGCGCGUGGACGACAGUGACGCAGGGCUGAACGGUGACGUGGUGUGCCGCCUUCACGGCCACGGCCACUUCCGGCUCCAGAAAACCUACGAGAAGAACUACAUGAUCUUGACCAAUGUGUCUCUGGACCGUGAGAAGCGGUCAGAGUACAGCUUGACCGUCAUAGCGGAGGACCGAGGUUCCCCCAGUCUCUCAACCAUCAAACACUUCAUAGUCCAGGUUCUGGACGAGAACGACAAUCCUCCUCAAUUCGAGAAGAGCCGCUACGAGGUGUUCAAGUCGGAGAACAAUUCCCCCGGCGCUUACCUGAUGACCGUGGUGGCGUCCGACCCCGACCUGGGCACCAACGGCCAGGUGACCUACGCGGUGGUGGAGGCCCUGGUCCAGGGGAGUCCCAUCUCCACCUACGUCACCAUCGACCCGUCCAACGGCGCCGUCUACGCCCUGCGCAGCUUCGACCACGAGGACGUCAGCCGCAUCGCCUUCACGGUGCAGGCCCGCGACGGCGGCAACCCCGCCCUCUCCUCCAACGCCACGGUGCUCCUCACCGUGCUCGACGACAACGACAACCCGCCCGUCGUCCACGCCCCGCCCCUCCGCAACCACACGGCCGAGCUGCCCGUCUGGAAGCACGCCUCCGCCGGCCAGCUGGUGACCGUGGUCAAGGCCACGGACCGCGACUCGGGCGCCAACGGUGAGCUGAGCUGCGCCAUCGUCGGGGGCAACGAGGACGGGCUGUUUGUGAUGGACGCGCGGCGCUGCGAGCUGAGGACCAAUGGGAGCCUGGAGGCGGCGCCGCGGGACGUGAUGGAGAUCAGGGUGGAGGUGACCGACCGCGGCACCAGCCGUCUCUCCACGGCGGCCCUGUUCCGGCUCUCCCUGAAGGAGACCAUGGACACCAUGCCGCCCCCACCCACAGGCCCCAGCCAGCCACCCCUGGACCUCUCCCUCAUCAUCAUCAUCUCCCUAGGUGCCGUCUGCGCCCUGCUUCUGGUCGUCAUGGUGAUGUUUGCCACGGCGCGCUGUAACCGGGAGAAGAAGGACCCGCGCCACUCGUACAACUGCCGCGUGGCCGAAAACACCUAUCAGAACCACCCCAAGAAGCCCUCGCGCCAAAUCCACAAGGGGGACAUCAGCCUGGUGCCAACCGUCAACGGUACUCUGCCAGUACGGGCUCACCCGCGCUCGCCGUCCGCCUCGCCCGCCCCCGAGAGGGGCACCAUGGGGAGCCGGCAGAGCCACCACAGCCGCCAAUCGCUCAACAGCCUGGUGACCAUCUCCUCCAAUCACGUGCCAGAUAACUUUGCCCUGGAAUUGGCGCAUGCCACACCCCCAGUCGAGCAAGUCUCACAGCUUCUGUCAAUGCUCCAUCAGGGCCAGUACCAACCCAGACCCAGUUUCCGCGGCAACAAAUACACAAGGAGCUACAGGUAUGCUCUGAACGACAUGGACAAGUUCAGUCUGAAGGACAGCGGUCGAGGGGAUAGCGAGGCUGGGGACAGUGACUACGAGGCUGGCCGAGAGUCACCCAUCGACAGGCUCCUGGGUGAGGCCUUUAUUGAGCUUUACCCCCCUGAGGCCCAGGGCCAGCACAGACCGCAUGCAGCUAUGAGACUGUGCACCGAGGAGUGUCGCGUCCUGGGCCACUCCGACCAGUGCUGGAUGCCCCCCCUGGCCUCCCCAGCCUCGGCCUCCUCCGACUACCGCAGCAACCUCUUCAUCCCUGGCGAGGACCCAGGGCAGGCCAGCGACCCCCAGGAGCCCCCCCAGACCGCCGAGCCCGCCCAGCGCAGCCAGAGCUUCUCCACCUUCGGCAAGGACGCCAACGGGGGCGAGGGCGAGGAGGGCGGGGACGAGGAGGGGGGGGGCGAGGACCUGUGCGGGACCACCUCCCUGCUGUCGGAGAUGAGCAGCGUGUUCCAGAGGCUCCUCCCCCAGUCCCUGGACUCCUACGCCCAGGUCAGUGAGACCCAGAAGGGCGGCGGCGGAGGUGUGGGCGUUCCGCUGGGCGGAUCCCUGGAUCGGAGGCGAGGCCACCUGCCGGGGAAGCCCAGCGCCUCCGCCCACCAGCAGGGCGUGGCGGCCUGGGCGGCCAACACACACUUCCAGAACCCCGGCAGCAGCAUCGGGCCGGCGGGCCAGAACGGCUACCACACCCUCAAAGCCAGCACCAAGCUCAGCAGCCAGAACAACCACCCCUCGGCCCCCAAGAACAGCCCUCAGAACAGCCACAGUCACAACCAGACCCCCAAGAACAGCCCCCUGCUGACCGCCAUGGUCAGCCCCACCAUGGUGGUUCCCGCUGCAGCCCCGGUCCCCGUGCAGGUCCCCCUCCCCGGCCCCUCCUGUAAGUGGCUGCCCGCCAUGGAGGAGAUCCCCGAGAACUAUGAGGAGGACGAGUUUGACUCGGUGCUGGGGCAGCUGGGACAGCUGCAGGGCAAACGCAGCGACAGCCACCACGAGCUGAUGGACGCCAGCGAGCUGGUGGCCGAGAUCAACAAACUGUUACAGGAUGUGCGGCAGAGCUAGAACUUCCUGUUAGCCUUCGACCCCUCUAACGCUGACCUCUUAACUUCCUGUCUCUGAGGAGCCCUGCCAUAUUUAUGGAGGCAGAGAGUGGAGGAGUCUGGGUAGCAGAAAAAAAAAGAUGAAAGAUGGAAAUGAAGGACAAACACAGACCUGCAAUUGUCGUUAAAGUUGCAAUUCUAACGUAAAUGUGUUUUGUGAAUGCUAAAUAUCCAAAUAAUGUUUGUACUUUCUGGUUUGGUACACAAUGUACACUAUGUGACUGUAUUUAUCUUUGUAUUUUAAAAAUACAUUUGUAUUCUUAUAUUUAUAAAAAAAAAAUGUAUAUAAACCGAAAACAAUCAGAAGUCUAUUUUUAUAUUUCAAAUGCAUGUUAAGUACAAAAAAUAAUCAAGAUUUUGACAUGCAAUUUGAAAAUCUGCAUAUUUAAACUUGUCUUUUGUAUUGUAUUGUGAAACAUUGUUUUUAUUGUCACUAUUAUUAUUAUUAUUAUUACAGUAAUAUUAUUAUAUGUAUACAUGGAUAUAUUAAUUAUUGGACAGAAGUUUUGUGGGGUAUUGUGGGGAAUUGGGGAGA